AUGGAUCCUUCAAGCUCGGAAAUAAUCGAUUUUAUAUCCUUGCCAAAAAUUGAAUUACAUGCCCAUCUAAGUGGAAGUAUCAGUCGACAAUGUCUUCAUGAAGUAUGGCUUCAAAAGCAGGAAAGGGGCGAGACUACUUUACCGGAUCCAUUAGUAGAGAUGCCAAAUGGUAAGUUUGAUUAUGAUCUAGAAACAUUCUUUCCAUUGUUCUCCAAAUACAUCUAUGCUCUCUGCAACGAGCUUUCCUCCUUGAUCUACACAACCAAUUCCGUUCUUGAAGAUUUCCAAGCCGAUGGUGUGGUCUAUCUCGAAUUACGCACUACACCUCGAGCCAUCCCUUCAGCGGGCAUCACUAAAGAGAUAUAUGUCCAAACAAUCCUCAAUUGCAUUACCAAACACAAUGCCUCAAACACUUCCAUGAAAACAAACCUAAUUCUCUCAAUCGACCGACGAAAUGAUCUCCCAACAGCCAUGGAAGUUGUCUUCCUAGCACACAAAUACCAGUCCUCCGGCGUAGUAGGAAUCGAUCUUUGUGGAGACCCCUCCGUAGGAGACAUAUCCAUAUUCGCCCCUGCCUUCCUCCUCGCUCGCAACCAUAACCUUCAAAUCACCAUUCAUUUCGCAGAGGUACCUCUAGCACCCAGCAGUACGGAACUCGUCACACUUCUCUCGUACAAACCUGAUCGCAUCGGUCACGUCAUCAAUGUACCAGAGGAUCUUAAACCCGCGAUCCAGGAGAUGGGUUUGGGGUUGGAACUUUGCUUGAGUUGUAAUGUGCAUGCGAAGAUGAUUACGGGGACGUAUGGCGAUCAUCAUUUUGGGGAGUGGUGGGGAAGAGGCUAUCUUGAUGCACGGGAGGUUAAGCCUCAACUUCCCUCAACUGUCGAGGGACAAAUUCACAUUGAGAUUGAGAUGAGAAAAGAUAGUCGCUAA
This is a messenger RNA of Sclerotinia borealis F-4128, 933 nucleotides long. NCBI's taxonomy places the organism in Eukaryota, Fungi, Ascomycota, Leotiomycetes, Helotiales, Sclerotiniaceae. The record is from the annotation of a GenBank genome assembly.